AUGGGGUGCUCCAAACUCAUAGCUGGCAUGCUCACCAUGCUCCUCCUUGCUCCAGCUGUCCAUGCCACGGACCCUGACCCUCUCCAGGACUUUUGUGUCGUCGACCUUGAUGGCAAGGCGGUCUCGAUGAACGGACAUCCAUGCAAGCCCAUGUCGGAGGCUGGUGAUGACUUCCUCUUUUUGUCCAAGCUGCCCAAGGCCGGCAACACGUCCACCCCGAACGGCUCGGACAUGACGGAGCUCGACGUGGCUGAGUGGCCCGGUAUGAACACACUAGACGUGUCCAUGAACCGCGUGGACUUCCCACCCGGAGGCACCAACCCGCCGCACAUCCACCCGCGUGCCACCGAGAUUGGCAUCGUUGUCGGCGUUCUGGGAACGGGGCUCCUCGGCAGCCUUGACUCCGGGAACAAGCUCUACUCCAGGGUGGUGCGCGCCGGUGAGACGUUUCUCAUCCCGCGCGGGCUCAUGCACUUCCAGUUCAACAUCGGUAAGACGGAGGCCUCGAUGGUCGUCUCCUUCAACAGCCAGAACCCCGGCAUCGUCUUCGUGCCACUCACGCUCUUCGGUUCCAACCCGCCCAUCCCCACACCGGUGCUCACCAAGGCUCUCCGGGUGGAGGCUGGGGUCGUGGAACUUCUCAAAUCCAAGUUCGUUGGUGGGUCUUAAUUCCUGGGAGCCAGCCCUGAAAUGAUCAAUAUAUAAUUCGAUAUAUGCAUGCUAGCGAAAUUUAAUAAUUCUCAACAGA
Molecule: messenger RNA, 748 nt
Organism: Aegilops tauschii subsp. strangulata
Lineage: Eukaryota; Viridiplantae; Streptophyta; Magnoliopsida; Poales; Poaceae
Product: oxalate oxidase 1-like
Molecular function (GO): manganese ion binding
Source: RefSeq, a predicted model, not a curated record